This is a messenger RNA of Nicotiana attenuata, 2102 nucleotides long. RefSeq names its product nucleolar complex protein 3 homolog. Lineage: Eukaryota; Viridiplantae; Streptophyta; Magnoliopsida; Solanales; Solanaceae. Gene Ontology annotation, biological process: DNA replication initiation. The transcript is spliced from 11 exons. The record is from RefSeq and is a predicted model, not a curated record. Gene Ontology annotation, molecular function: chromatin binding. Gene Ontology annotation, cellular component: nucleolus. The coding region runs from base 288 to 2102 and encodes 604 amino acids.
AAGGAAAUCAAUGUAUACGACACAAAUGCCCAAAAUAUCAAAACUAUUCAAGAUUCAAGCCAAGAUGCAAAUUGGACAUGACAAUCAAAUUGGAUAUUUAGAGACAGAAAGAAAAUUCAAAGGAAUGUAUAGACCCAAACCCAAACCCAAACCUGCGUCCAAUCUGAUUCAGAUUGAGACCUCAAAUUAAUUCCCACACUCAGCCGCUUCCCUCCUCCCCUUUCUCUUUCUGCACGCACCAUAUUCUGCUCUUUCUCUCUUUAAUAAAGAAAAUUAAAUUAAAGCGUAUGUUCUUCUUCCUCUCAGCAUAUUUAUCCCAAAGACCAUUAGUAAUGGGUAAGAAAAAGCAAAAGAUUGUGCUACCGCCGGAGCUGCCACCUGAAAUUCCUGAUGAGGCAGUUGAAGUAUCAGAUGAGGACGUGGCUUUCGUUGCGAAAAAUCGAGAAUAUACUGGCUUCUUGUCCAAUCUGGAUACUAAGUCAAUUAAUAAGCAUGUUACUCGUGUUGCUGAUGUGAAAGAAGAUGAUCUCGAGUCUCUGUAUGAAAAACGAAUAAGGAAGAGGUCACUUGAUAAAGAAGCAGAGGAACAGGGGCUAGAGGUGGAUCCUGUGGAUGCUCUUCCUGUGAAAACAUUGGAUGGAAAACUUUAUUACCGGACAGUGCCAAAGGCUACACAAAAAUCAGAUAAAGAUGAAGCUAAUGCUGACAAAGUUGGUGGUACUGAUGCAAGUGUGGUGAGGUUGACUAAAGCAGAGAAGCGGGCAAAAUUGAAGAAAAUGAGGAAAGAGGCAAAGAAACAGGCAAAAGAGGGGGCCGAAGUAGAGGAAAUUGAGAAAAUACCUCAAGCUGAAGUCUUGGACGAGGUGAGAAAAGAUAUGACAGCAGAAGAGGACAAUGAAAAAAAGAAGUUUAGACUAGCUGAGCUGGGAACUGCACUGCUUACAGAUCCUGAAUUAAACAUCAAAUCACUCAAGGAGAUGCUGGAGAUUUCUAAAGAUGGUGAUCAUGAUAUAGUGGUACUUGCCCUUAAGUCUUUGUUGGCUGUUUUCAGAGAUAUCAUUCCUGGGUAUCGCAUCCGGCUGCCAACUGAAAAGGAGCAGGAGAUGAAAGUUUCAAAGGCUAUUAAGAAAAUGCGGUUCUAUGAAUCUACCCUCUUAUCUGCAUAUAAGGCUUAUAUACAGAAGCUGAUAGCUCUAGAAAAGCAGGCUGUAUACAAACGAGUCGCAGUUCGCUGCAUUUGUACUUUACUCGAGGCAGUUCCACACUUCAAUUUCCGAGAAAGUUUGUUAGCUGCUGUCAUAAGAAACAUAAGCUCUGAGGAUGAUGUAUCGAGGAAACUUUGCUGUUCUACUGUUAAGUCACUAUUCACCAAUGAGGGGAAGCAUGGUGGUGAGGCAACUGUGGAGGCUGUUCAAAUGAUCGCAGACCUUGUUAAAGAUCAUGAUUGUCAACUACAUCCUGAUUCCAUUGAGGUGUUUAUGUCUCUGACAUUUGAUGAGGAUCUUGGGAAGCGUGAAAAGCGAGAUGCUGAUAAUAAAUUUAAAAGCAAAAAUUCUAAAAGGAAGAACCUUAAGGAGCUGAAAGAAUCAGCUGCAAAUGAGAAAAAGAAAGCACGGAAAGAGAUGAUGUCAAAGACACGAGAAGAGGUUACUGCAGAAUUGAAGGCUGCUUCAUUAACUACCGAUGUCACUGAAAGGAGAAGGAUGCAGUCUGAUGUAUUAUCAGCUGUCUUUCAGACGUUCUUUCGUGUCCUAAAGCAUGCAUUAAGGCCUCGAUCAAAAGCAGGUUCUUCACCUCAGGCACCUGGAAGUCAUCCACUUCUUGCUCCUUGUCUUAAUGGAAUUGGGAAAUUUUGCCAACUCAUCGACUUAGAUUUCAUGUCCGAUCUUAUGAAUUAUCUGAGGAAGCUUGCCGGAAGUGGCAACAACUCUGGUGAUUCUUCCAUGGUUGGUUCAGCAUGUCUGACAGUAUCUGAAAGGCUCCAGUGUUGCAUUGCUGCUUUCAAAGUGAUGAGAAACAACUUGGACGCACUGAAUGUAGAUCUUCAGGAUUUCUUUGUCCAACUUUACAAUCUGAUAAUUGAGUAUAGGCCAGGAAGGUAA